Paramuricea clavata is the source of this 1198-nucleotide messenger RNA. NCBI's taxonomy places the organism in Eukaryota, Metazoa, Cnidaria, Anthozoa, Malacalcyonacea, Plexauridae. The record is from the annotation of a GenBank genome assembly.
CAGCAAAGGAAAGCUCAAAUGGACAGCCGAUUUUGAGGCUCUACAAAGACUUGUCGCAGAAGUCUUGGUUUUGUCAGACGGCGAAUGGACCACGCCGGGAGGACACGCAAAGCUUUACCAAAAUGAAAGCAUCUCUAUCCGCUGGUAUUCUGAUACCGAAUCAAUCACCAUUAGUGGUAAAGACGAAAAGGAAUUCAAGGAGAAGCUGUUGAAAUUAGCCUCAAUUUCAGCGGGUUUAGCUAACGACGAGGACAAGCUCGUGGAUGUUGUUGAGAAAAACAGGUCAGUCAGCCAUAACGACAAUAAAUCCCACCCAAAUAAUGACCUAGACGAUUCCCAAGAGACUUAUCUUAAAAUCCUUAACUGCCAGUUACAAGCUAAACUACAAGCCUUAUCCGAUCAAUUUGUAUCGAGCAUGACAUACAUAAAUAGGACGUUAUCAGAUCACUCUAACCAGCUUAAAGAACUCAGAAUUGCUGACAAGGAAAGUGAAUUUUCUGCACUUAUAAAGGAAAAUAGCGAUUUAAAAGACACGAACAAUGAUUUGAAAAAUGAGAACAAAUCUUUACACGAAAGGUUAAACAAUCUGAGUUAUAUAUUAGCUGACCUACAAGGAAAGGUCAAAUCUACAGAAGAGGAGAAAGCUAGCUUAAUUACAGCCAUUAGGUUACUAAAUAACAAAUCGGACAUUAACUCGCCAAGUAACACGAGUGCGGAAGUUAAUGUGGAGGUAAUCAAUCAUGAUAUUAUUGAACCAGGCUCCGCUGUAAAUGCCCUACUAACUGACAACGUAAAUAUCAGCAACCAAGAUACACUGAAGCGAAAAUACAAGUCAAAAAAAUCGAAUAAGAAAUCUAAGACGUCUGAGAAGCAAAGCCAAGACGAACAACGGUGUAUAACUGAUUCACCUGCUAAAACCACUCAAACCUCUCAACCGAUUAACGAGGUGAGUAAUGUAAAUAAAAAUACAACUAGUUCUCCUAAAAGCAUCCAAUCUCCAAGCAAAAAGGUCACGGUAGUUGCUGGAGAUUCUAUAUUGAAGCAUGUAGAAGGAUGGCGUCUAUCGAACGCGAGUAACCAUGUGGUAGUCAAGAGUUUCUCAGGAGCUACAACUUCUGAUAUGGAAGACUAUUUAAGACCAGUGCUCCGAAAGGAGCCGAACAAAAUAAUUUUACAUAUAGGUAUACGAACGAUAUAA